Messenger RNA from Verticillium alfalfae VaMs.102, 768 nucleotides. RefSeq lists its product as hypothetical. The record is from RefSeq and is a predicted model, not a curated record. NCBI's taxonomy places the organism in Eukaryota, Fungi, Ascomycota, Sordariomycetes, Glomerellales, Plectosphaerellaceae. The transcript is spliced from 2 exons. Bases 1 to 768 code for a protein of 255 amino acids.
AUGUCUCUGCUAGCUCAAGGUAUCGUCGGCGGGAUCGUGGGCAUCACCACGACCUCAGCCAUCAUCAGCCUCAGGAUCGCCACAAACAUAUUUCUCGCCGCGAGCGACACGGCCAUUGUCGACACCCUCCUCCUGCUGAUCCAUCGAUCUCUCGAAGCCCUCACCCAGAGCUUGAGCGGAGCAGCCUUGAUAUGGAGGGGCAUCUUCACCAACGGCACGAAUGACACGAGCAUGAACGCCCGCCUCCGCAGCGACUUUGACAAAGGCCAACAACCCGCCACCUCCGACCUACGACGCACGCCUCGAGCACGGGCGGAAACCCAUCUACCCCGACGAGCGGUGGCUCUUCAUCAACGGCAUCGAAACGAAUUCGUCUGGUUCCAGCGCUCGUGCGACAAGCUCCGCAACACGUUCCGCCGCGACGUCCGCGGCGUCUUCAACCGGAGCGACGGCUUCCUCUGGGACCUCAUCGAGUGCUGCGGCGAGCGCAGCGCCGCCGCGGCCGAGGCCAACGAGAUCAUCGACCGCACGCAGAGCAGCAGGGCCGCGCAGGACGUCCUCGCCCGCGAGCUCGCCGCCGCGCUGUGGCCCGCCGACGGCGCCAGGCCGCCCGCCAAGGUCGUCAUGGUGGCGCACUCGCAGGGCUGCCUGAUCCUGCGGCUCCCUCUGCACAAGCUCAUCCGGGACAGCGCGGGCCAGGCGCAGAAGCGGAGCGCCAUGGCCCGAGCGCCUGCACGUGUUCACGUUUGGAACCCGAGCGUCGACUGA